UUAAGUAUCCCGUGCGUGUGAACCCCGCAUUCUGUCUCUACACGGGGAUUGAAAUGUCGCAGAAAGGGGGACAACAUGGCGGCGCCCAUUACCGUACACAUGCUGAGAGCAGCAGACCGAAGCCUGGAUUGAACCCCAACCUUUCAGUGUCUUCUAAUUCCACACAGAAAGCAUUUCAGGACUGUUUAGUUGCAGCAACCGAUAGCCAAUUACCAAACGGAAACACUACUGUAGAUGCUUUCCAAGAUGGCGACAGAGGUACAGAGUCGUAUAGUAUAGAAGUAGUCGGAGAGCAACACAACAAUAGAACUGGUAGGUCUCCAUCAGUGUUCUCUGUAUCAAAUUCUGUCCUUCAUAGAGCAACCAAACGGCAGAAGCGACGGUCUGUCGGCAAUACAGCAGUACAAUCAUUACGAGACAAUAACAUUCGCAGUAACAGGAUUGUAACAACACCGAAGCAGAACAGAAAGAAGCUUGAACAAGUCAAUAACAAAAGCAAUCUGAUUGAUCCUAAUUGUGAAAGUUCCGACAUCAGCAAUAAUUCUAUAAUAGUCAUAGAGCGCUUAAAUUACCUCUCAUCUGAACCUUCAUCCUCCGACGAUGAUGACGAAGAAGAAGUGGCUGAUGGAGACGACGAGGCAGACCACGAAAUCGAUGAUUUACAUAGCUAUGGUGAACAUUCUGUGGCUGGAAGUAACGGUGAGUGGCUCAAGUCACGAAUUCGGAACUUGAAUUCUGUAGUGGAUUUUAAUUUGGACCAAUCUCACACUGAUGAUCAGGAAGUGGUGGAUUCCUUAGAGUUGGGCUCCACUAGUAAAACGGCUAAAGACAUUGUUGUUGAUGAAUAUUUCGCCGAUGAACAUCUUACCGUCAGUCUAGAGCCUGGGAGCGUCAUGCCACCUCUGACAGGUGCCGAACAUGUGCUUGUACCUCCCACAACAGAGUCCAUAGCUUUAUACAACAGCAAUAACAAACAUGCUACAGACACGGAAGACAUUGUAACAACUUCGGUAACGAGCCCGAAUAGAUCUCGCGCUGCUAAAAUUUCCGUGACAGUCGUUGAUAUCGAAACCGGUUCUACUUCUCGACUGUCACAGAUCACUCCUCCACCGGAUUCCUCUUCAACAUCUACAAACACUCCAUCUGCAACAACUACUAAUGUGUUUUUAGUAGAUAAUUCGGAGGAGCCUUGCUCGUCGUCUUUCCCCAGUCUUUCAUCUAGUAGUUAUUCUACAACAACUAUUUCAAAUUCGUCAUCAUUAGAAGCAUCUCUGCUGGAAUUCAGACGGGUCGGAACUGACAAAAGCAAUACUCUUAUGACACCUCAAGAACUAGAGAGUAUGCCGGACCAAGGUAUAGAAUUCGAAGAAUCUGUUGGUCCGAAACAGGAAGUCAUUAGUCCAUCUUCUUUGACCACGUGUAGUACUACAUCACCAUCAUCUUCAUUGUCAUUAUCUGAUUCACUGUCAGUCCUGUCAGAUUCUCCUCAAUCCCAUCAGAAAUUGUCAACUAGUUCCUCUUUGCUAGAGUCACCGUCGCGAACCACCACCCCAACACCUAACAAUAACAACACCAACAGUACCACUACCGAUCGUUCUUCAGACCUCGAUAUCAAACCUAUAUUUAUCGAUUCCUCCAGUACCAGCACUACCACUGCUGGUCUGGAUAGUAGUAUCAUCAAUGCUGGUAACUUUACACUGGCUACUAUCUCAAUAUCAACUGACCGAGCCUCCAACUCCACUCAGAUAUUGGUUAACACUAAUCAGGGACAACAGUUAUAUCAUAUAAACACUGCAGACCUCACUCAGCCUCUAUCGGCCACUCUUUCUUCCUCGGCUACGACUGCCACUAGAACCACAUCUGCUUCGGCUCUGUUGUCAACUUCCUCACAAACAAACGGUCCUUCGGCACAAACAGGUUAUCUAUUAUUACCAGUUAACCCAGCUGAGAAUGGAAACAGUUUUUUAAUGACAGUACCAAUGACCAAUGGAAAUGUCAAACAGCAGCCCAGUAAAGUUGAAUGGUCAAGUGUUGUGAAAGAAGAAAGUGUUGUGAAGGAAGAAAGUGAUGAUGAUACUGGCAGUAAAUCCGAUUCUCCAUCAGAGAACACUCCUGUAAAGAAACUAUGGUCAUGCCAACAAGCUGGAUGUGAACAGGUUUUCAAGAAGUUAUCAAAAUUAAAGAUACAUUUGAUGAGACAUACUGGAGAACGACCAUUCCGGUGUAACCAGCUUGGCUGUGACUGGGCUUUCACCACAGCAUACAAACUGAAGAGACAUGUUGAGUCACAUCAGGGAAGAAAAGACUACAUUUGUGACAUUGAUGGUUGUGGUAGAAAGUUUACAACAAUCUACAACUUAAAUUCUCACAAGAAACUCCAUGAACGUCCAUGUAAUGAAGUUUGCCCCAAACCCAACUGUAACCAGAGGUACCCAACAAAACGGCAACUUGAUUUACAUUUAAAGAAUCAUGCUGAUGUGGAGAAAACUUAUAAAUGUCCUGUUGAUGGCUGUAACAAAGUUUUCCUUUCUCCUAACUGCAUGGGAUCUCAUGCCCGUGUUCAUCAACAGGACCGAGAUGACCUGGUCUGCAAGUAUGAUGGCUGUGGUAAAGUUUUCAAUAAAGUCUGUCGUCUUAAACAACACAUGCGCUGUCACACUGGCGAGAAACCAUAUCAGUGUCGUGUUGAUGGUUGUUCUUGGGCCUUUGCAACAGCCAGUAAAUUAAAACGCCACAUGAGCAAACAUACUGGUGUUCGAAAAUGGCUGUGCAAUGCAUGUGGCAAAGCAUUCUUGCGAGCUGAACAUCUGAAAGGUCAUUUAGUAACUCACAGUGGAACAAAACCAUUCCAGUGUCCAGUAGAUGGUUGCAAGACUCGUUUCACUGCUAAAAGUAGUUUGUACAUACACUUGAAGAAACAUGACCAUUCUGGAAAGAAGAUUACCUACCAUUGUCCUAUGGAAGGCUGUGAGAAGAAAUAUUCUACCAAAGUCAGUCUGCGCAAUCACAUUAUGAAACAUUACAACAACAGCACCAUUUCUGCUUCUGACAGUCCUCACUUGGAUUUAGUGCCCCUCCUUGGCUCAGAUGAUAUUUCCGAUGGUGGUCUCGAGUCUCUUGGGCAGCAUUCUCAGUCUGAGAAUCAAGCAACACCUGUAUCAGGAGUAAACCUCACCAAUUCUUUAUCUAAUUCCAUCCUUGGUUCUACUGAUCCAGUAUUAGUUGGUCCUUCAGAUUAUAUGUCUACAGACUCUGAGAAAUUGUUAUCGGUAGCAGUAAAUUCUGCUUCUUUGUUCAGUUCCUCUGACAAUCUCCCUCCUCAUGGCAUUACAUUACGAGAUCCAGAAACAGGUGUGACAUAUGUUCAAACACAACUACUACAGGAUGAUCCACCAAAUCCAGAGAUGUAUCCCGGAGAUGGUAGUCUUGUCACUGAUCUGGCUUUGCAUGAUGCAAGUUCAAGCACAGCAGCUGAUUCAGCUUCUGAACAUGGUGCAUCAUCAACAGAAUUUACUGGAACUACCAUCAAUCUACAAGACCUAGAAUGAUGACCAGCGUCCACACAUCCGAUUCGUUAGGUGUAAAUUUUGCUACAAUUCCAUUCCAGAUGUUAACUCAAAGAGACAGUGAGUUGCAAACACAAAAAAAAAUACCUCCAACACAAGACUUCUAUUUAUUUCUUGUGUUCUUUCAGUCCUGGCUAUGUUGACUAAAUAUCGUCACAGAUUUUAAUGGUUUUUCCUCUGAAUAAUUAACAAUUCUUUUUUCUUCAGUUGGGUAUGAAGAGAAUUGGGUAUUUACAGUGAUAUAUUUCUUGGGAGGAAAAACGCAAAAAAAAAAAACCUGUUUAGCCACUGAAAACUUCAUUGCUAUUCUUGUGGUUUUGUUAAAGCUGUUGAACUAAAGACUGGCAUGUCAGGACUCUGGCACUGUAAUCUUUAUACAGAAAGCUGCAAAAUAUAUUUUUAUAAUGGAAACUGUAUGAACGUUUGUAGGGGGUUUGGGUGGGAAUUUUCCACCUCCUGUUUGCCUGCUUGAUGUGACACGACGUAAAAGUCAUUUAGAUAAAUGCCUAUCGCUGCGUGUUUGAGUAGCAUUUGUCACAGUUGGUACAGCACUGGCACAACUGCCAAAGGAUCAAUGACUAGUAUCCAAUCACUGGUGCUGUACUAUUUCUGUGGCAAAGACACUUGACUCUCAAAGGUCCAGUUCAACUUGCUUUAAAUAGUUUCCAUGGGAAGGUAGCUCUCACUCUAUUAAGCCGUGGAGUCAGGAGCACUGUAUAAUCAAUGGGUGUUUUACUUAUAUAAGGCAAGGUUUACUAUAAUCUGUUUGCCUAUCUCAGGAGACAGAGAAAAGACAACUAUCUCUGAACUGCUUAACACCUUAAAAACAGGGAUAAGCACCAACACAUCACAAUACCUGAUAAGCAAUAGUUUAUGAUAUUGUGGGAUCUGCCAAUGUUUUAACCAUGAGAUAGAGCUAGUGUUCUUUUGCUACAUUCAACUAUAAAUUCUAAUAGCUAUAUCACUCUGGUUUCUGCAUUGUAUCAUGUGGCAAGGCUCACAUAUUCAUGUUCUGUAUUGCAUCAUAGGUUCGGAUACAUGCAUCUGUAUUACCAUGUGUAUUGUGACGUGUGGCCAAUUUACACAUGCCUAUAUUCUGUGAAUUGUGUCAUGUAGCAAGAUACAAACUUCACUUAAUUGAAAAAUUAAUUUGGCAAACUGGUCAAUCAUGUUAAGUGAAAUUACUUUAUCUUCCUAAGACUUUAUACCUUGCCUACAAGCGACAGUGUUUGGAUAAAUAUUCCACACAGCUUACACUUUGAUUCUAAAAUUCUCUCCCGGUGUUGGCAUUGCAUUGACAAGAUGCCUAAUUUAAGAAAUUACUAUAUUUUUAUUUGUUCCUCUUUGUUCUGUGUUUAUUUAUUUUAAUAUUAUUUCUGGGGUUUCUUUUUUUUCCACUGUAUUUUGUUCCUUACAUGCCUCUCUACUUUUCUGUGGCUUUUAAACAUGUUUUCCAUAAACCGUGCUCCAAAACAUAUUUCCAUGUGUCUCCUCUGAUCUUGGACAGUUUACUUUUUGUGGACCUCAGUUCAUCUUACUGCAAGGAGAUAUCUACCAGGUCCUCUGAGAGUGUUUGUCUAAAAUAGACUGGUUUCCUAUCCAGUUGAAGGUUUUAUUUAUCAUCUUCGUUAACACCAUUGAACCAGAGGUAUGCCCCAGCAUAAUAUGCUCUCUGUGAGACAAUUACACAUUCAUUGUCACCCAUUGUUUCUUGCAGUUUUCUCCUGUACCACUUGCUAAAUUAUUUAUUUUGAGAUGGUGUCUUUUUAUUAUUAUUAUUAUAAUAUAUUUUGUACUGCCUGAUCUUAUCUUAAAGAGCGUGUUGACUUCAGCAGUACAGCUAUUGUAUUAAUGCUUAUUGUUUUGGUUUUGAUGUUUUUGUUCUGUACUGGUAGACCUGUGAAGAGACUCUCUCUGUAAAUUUCCCCAUCAUUUCCAACAGUCCAGUUGUUAUUGUUGUUGUUUAAACCCAGGCCAGUCCUGAUCCAGUAGACUUGUGAUGAAAGGCCCUUACAGUUGUGACCAGCCUGUUAUUUAUUCAGAUAUGUAUGAGAUUACAUUAUCCAAUGUAACCCCCUUUUUUUUUUUUUUCUUCAAGAUUGUGGGAUGUGAUUUGAGAAGGGAUUUCAGCUGCUAUUACUAGCACAUUAAGCAACCCUAAAGAGGCUCUGUCAUUGGUAGCACAUGAUUGAAACUGAUAACACAAUGAAAACUUUUGUAUAAAUCAAAGUUGGUUGGAUUCACAUCAAAGAAAGGGGUAUUAAAUAUUUAUCAUAGUUGGUUAUUUAGUGGAAUUGGUAGAGCAGCUAUGUCUCGUAAAAAAUUAACAUUCACAUCUGGUCAAACUCAAAUUUUACUAUUUGUCUUCUUGGAUAAUGUUAGUGGAUAAAAACAAGUAGCAAUCAAGUACCUGUAUUGAUACAAUCAACUGUACUUCCGCUCUCUACUCUCCGUAUUACGAAAGCUAUGCCAUGGCAGGAUCUGUAAAGUACAAGACAAAACGCCCUGUAGUAUUUUAAUUAUGUCCCUUUAUGUUUUUCAUCCCGUACUCGCAGAGGCUGGCUUUUCCUUUCAUCCUUCUAGGUGGGUUCAGUAAAAAUAAGUAUACCAAUCUACUAUACUUCCUUCCACAAAAGUUGUGGCCUUGUGCCUGUUACAAAUUGUCGUUGUCAUCAUUACUAGUUUUAGUUACGUCCCUUUGCAUUCUGAUUGUCACGCCUUGCUUAUGUUUUUUGACUUUCAUCCUUCUGCAGUGAUAAAAUAAGUACCAAAAAACUGCUGGAGUUAGUGCCAUCAACUAAGCUCUUUCCACAAAAUUUGUGGCCUAGUGCCUAUAUCAGAAAUUAUUAUAAUAUAUAAAUUACACAUAAUGACUUUCCUCCCUCUUUUUCUAACUUGGAUUUCUCUCACCCUUUUCUUGCCAAGACAUCUCUUUAACUGCAGCCACAUUGCCUAAAAUAUUUUCUCUACCAUUCCUUUACACUGACUAUUGGUCCAAUGUAAAAGCUAGCUUGGAAUAAUCUCAGUAAUAUUGUCACCAAUAUAUAUAUAUAAAGGCCAAAUUAGACUGGAGCCUGGUGUUGCCAUCCGGUUUCACCAGUCCUCAGUCAAAUCGUCCAACCCAUGCUAGCAUGGAAAGCGGACGUUAAACGAUGAUGAUGAUGAUGAUGAUGAAAGGUGGUGCUCCUACAUGGCCGCAGUCAAAUGACUGAAACAGGUAAAAGAAUAUAAAAUAUCAAACUGAGGAAAGGAGUUCCUUCAAAGGGGUCUGUUAAACAUCCAAUUCACUGGUACGUCAGUUGAAUACCAUAUAAAUAUAUUGGUGACACUAUAUAACUGGCACUGCAUCACUUACUACGACGACGUUUCCAGCUGAUCUGAUCAACGGAACAGCCUGCUCAUGAAAUUAAUGUGGAAAUGGCUGAACACUCCACAAACAUGUGUACCCUUAAGUUUCUCAGGGAGAUUCAGCAUGACACACAAUGUGAAAAGGCUGACCCUUUGAAGUACAGGUACAACUUAUUUUUGCCAUCUGAGUGGACUGUAGCAAUGUGAAAUAAGUGUCUUGCUCAAGGACACAACAUGACUUUAUGAUUAUGGGCCAAAUACCCUAACCACUAAGACCUGCACUUUCAUCACAAUAUAUAUAUAUAUAUAUAUAUGUAUACGCACACACAUGAGUAGACAAUGAGCAAAAUUACUCUGCUAGUAUUUUAUGUUUCUUUAGACCAUUAGAUGAAAUUUUCAAUGCCCUCACAAAUUACUUAACAGUUGAUAAGACAUUCCUUGACAUACAUGUGUGUGUCUCAUCACUUUAACACCCAUUUUUCCAUGCUUGCAUGGAUCAGGCAGUAUUGAUGGAGGCUGGUUUUUUUAUGGCCUACGGUGAUAUUUCCCCGUGGCUGGACAUGUUUCCCAGAGAUGAUUAACAAUAUGAGUGACAUUGUGUGUCUGUUGGUGAUGCUUGUUUAUGACUGUUGCUUGACAUGACAUGAUAUAAAUACACCCGCCCAUGUGUGUGUGUGUGUGUGUAUAUAAAGAUGACCCAUCAAGUCAAGUGAAAUUGUAGUUGUGGCCGAUUGCGGUGUCAUGUCAAUGGCACCUGUGCCAAUACCACAUAAACAGCACCUAUUACAGUCUUGGAUUGGUCAGCAUUAGGAAGGGCAUCCAGCCGUAGAAACCAUGCCAAAUCAGACUGGAACCUGGGGUAGCCCUCCAGCUUACCAAUUUCAGUCAAACUGUCUAACCCAUGCCAGCAUGGAAAGCAGACA
Messenger RNA from Octopus bimaculoides (California two-spot octopus), 7837 nucleotides. RefSeq lists its product as uncharacterized. Gene Ontology annotation, cellular component: nucleus. The record is from RefSeq and is a predicted model, not a curated record. Gene Ontology annotation, molecular function: transcription coregulator activity. Gene Ontology annotation, biological process: regulation of transcription by RNA polymerase II. NCBI's taxonomy places the organism in Eukaryota, Metazoa, Mollusca, Cephalopoda, Octopoda, Octopodidae.